Molecule: messenger RNA, 4885 nt
Organism: Musa acuminata AAA Group (dessert banana)
Lineage: Eukaryota; Viridiplantae; Streptophyta; Magnoliopsida; Zingiberales; Musaceae
Product: probable phospholipid-transporting ATPase 4
Exons: 11
Coding region: 801-4472 (1223 amino acids)
Biological process (GO): phospholipid translocation
Cellular component (GO): plasma membrane
Molecular function (GO): ATP hydrolysis activity; ATP binding; ATPase-coupled intramembrane lipid carrier activity
Source: RefSeq, a predicted model, not a curated record
CCGAUUGCUUCCCCAGUUAAGCUUAAUUAGGGUUUUUUUUCUCUCGACUUCGUGGGUUUGUUUAUUUUCCGCCAUCAAAUAGCGAGAAGACCGAAGAAUUAACGGAUGAUCACGUAGGCCGUGAAUUCUCUGGUUUUCGCCUUCGUCUUCUUCGUCUUCGCGUGCGUGCGCUUUGAGGGUGUGCGAGCGAACCCUCGCCUCCGAUCUCUACCUCUUUCUCCCUCUCGCCAUUGUUGACGUGAACGAUCCUUUUGACAAAGCCGUUACUUUUCCGGGGUUUGCGCUUGACUCCAGAGCGGCUUUUAAAUCUUAUCGCCGACCUAAUCGAUAGGCGGUGAACUAAAUCUGUUGCAUUUCUGCGAAGUCCUCGCAUCUUCAAAAUCGAGCUGCAAUGUUUGGUUUAUUCUCUUAUUUCUCUAAUUUUUGAGCCCGAAUUUGUAUGAAAGAACAUCGGCUUUCCUGGAAGCCUUCGCGUGAGAUUGCCUUUGUCUGAAAAGAUUUGGCUCGUUAUCUCCACCAUUAGUGACCUUCUUUGUCAGCUUGCCUGAGCGUUAAUUUGUGAAUGGAUUUGUAUCUCAAGGUUUUCCUUCGCUUUACUGAAAACUGUCGGAUGAGCCUCCGAAAUCCAUCACAACAGCAUCGUAGUUUAUGUUCUUGAUUGCCCAAGUCACUUUGCAAAGUGAAGCACAGUUCAUUGUCGUUGGAGUUGAAGGGGAAAAAAAGGUUUACAAAAAAAAAUCCAAAUGACGCGGAACAGUUGUGUUUGAUUUGAGCUGUGGAAACCCUAACAAGAAGAGGAGAUGGCACGGGGAGGAAGGAAUCAGGAGCGACUCCGAUGGAGCAAGCUCUACACUUUUGCUUGUCUCCGUCCUACCGUGUUAUUAGACAAUGAGCAUCGCCACUCCCUGCAGGGUCCUGGAUACUCCCGCAUCGUCCAUUGCAACCAGCCCGGAUCACACCGCAAGAAGCCCCUCAAAUAUCCUACCAACUACAUCAGCACCACCAAGUACAACAUCGUCACUUUCCUCCCGAAAGCUAUUUUCGAACAAUUCCGCCGUGUCGCCAAUCUAUACUUUCUCCUUGCUGCUUUGCUCUCCCUCACCCCUGUCACCCCCUUCUCGGCUGUGAGCAUGAUUGCCCCCCUGGCAUUUGUUGUUGGUCUCAGUAUGGCUAAGGAGGCAUUGGAAGAUUGGCGGAGGUUCAUGCAGGACGUGAAGGUUAAUAGCCGUAAGGUUAGUGUCCACAGGGGAGAAGGUCACUUUGGUUACAGACACUGGCAGAAGAUUCGUGUUGGAGAUAUUGUGAAGGUUGAAAAAGAUCAAUUCUUUCCUGCUGACUUGCUUCUUUUGUCCUCAAGUUAUGCGGAUGGCAUAUGCUAUGUCGAGACCAUGAAUUUGGAUGGAGAAACCUAUUUGAAGGUCAAGAGAUCUUUGGAAGUCACUUUACCAUUGGACGAUGAUGCAGCUUUCAGCAACUUCACAGCAACCAUUCGGUGUGAGGACCCCAAUCCUAGUCUCUACACUUUCAUGGGUAACUUUGAGUAUGAGCAGCAGGUUUAUGCACUUGACCCAAGUCAGAUACUUCUCAGAGAUUCAAAGCUUAGGAAUACUGCAUAUGUCUAUGGAGUGGUUAUCUUCACUGGUCAUGACAGCAAAGUCAUGCAGAAUGCAACUCAGUCAUCAUCUAAGAGAAGUAAAAUCGAGAAGAAGAUGGAUAAGAUUAUAUACAUUCUAUUUACCUUUCUCAUGUUGAUUUCAUUGAUCAGCUCAGUAGGUUAUGCUGUUAUGACGAAGUUUGGGAUGCCACACUGGUGGUACAUGCAACCAAAUAAGACCUCGUACAUCUAUAAUGCUUCAGAGCCUGCUUUAUCUGGCUUCUUCCAUCUUGUCACUGCUCUUAUUCUUUAUGGGUACCUGAUACCUAUUUCCCUCUAUGUUUCCAUUGAGGUAGUCAAGGUCUUGCAAGCGACAUUCAUAAACCAAGAUCUUCACAUGCGUGAUGGGGAGACAGGGAAUCCGGCACAAGCACGGACAUCAAAUUUGAAUGAGGAGCUUGGCCAAGUUGACACAAUAUUAUCAGAUAAAACUGGCACCUUAACAUGCAACCAAAUGGAUUUUUUGAAGUGUUCCAUUGCUGGAGUUUCAUAUGGUGUUGAUUCAAGUGAAGUGGAAAUUGCUGCUGCCAAGCAUUUCGCAUCAGAAGCAUCAGGUACAUCCGAGCAGCAUAGCAGCACUCAUGAUUUUUGGGAGAACAGUAGGAGUGGUUUUGGCUCAUCAGAGAUUGAAUUGGAAGAUGGGAAUACUUCCAUGGUUGAGAAGCCACAAAAGCCUGCAACAAGAGGUUUCAGCUUUGAGGAUGACCGCCUCAUGCAAGGAAACUGGACAAAUGAGCCUAAUGCGGGUAUCAUUCUUUUAUUCUUCAGGACACUUGCUCUUUGUCACACAGCAAUACCUGAGCCAAAUGAAAAAACUGGUGGAUUCACAUAUGAGGUGGAAUCACCAGAUGAAGGAGCUUUCCUUAUGGCAGCCAGACAAUUUGGGUUCGAAUUCUCUAAGAGGACUCAAUCAAGUGUCUUUGUCAGGGAGAGAUAUUCUGCUUCUGAGGAUCCUUUAGAAAGGGAGUUCAAGGUUCUGAACUUAUUGGAGUUUAACAGCAGAAGGAAGAGGAUGUCAGUAAUUGUGCGUGAUGACACUGGCCAGAUUCUUCUUUUAUGCAAAGGUGCUGACAGCAUCAUUUUGGAUAGACUGUCAAGAAAUGGAAGAGUAUAUGAGAGAGAUACAAUUAAACAUUUAAAUGAAUAUGGGGAAGCAGGCUUGCGGACUUUGGCUCUGGCUUACCGGGUACUUGGAGAGUCUGAGUACUCUGCUUGGAACGCUGAGUUCCUUAAAGCAAAAACUACAAUUGGGCCUGAUAGAGAAGCUGAACUUGAGCGCAUCGCUGACAUGAUUGAGAGGGAUCUGAUUCUUAUUGGUGCAACUGCCGUAGAAGACAAAUUACAGAAAGGAGUUCCUCAAUGCAUAGAUAAACUAGCACAAGCUGGUCUCAAGAUCUGGGUUCUUACAGGUGAUAAGAUGGAGACUGCCAUCAAUAUAGGAUUUGCUUGUAGUUUGCUUAGGCAAGGCAUGAAACAGAUCUGUUUAUCCAUGGAGACCAGUGACAUAUUGUCACAAGACAUAAAAAAGGCUGCAAAGGAGAAUAUCUUGAUGCAAAUAACUAAUGCCUCUCAAAUGAUCAAGCUAGAGAAGGAUCCUAAUGCAGCAUUUGCUUUAAUAAUUGAUGGUAAAACUUUAACUUAUGCUUUGGAUGAUGAUCUAAAGAAUCAAUUUCUGAGUCUAGCAGUUAACUGUGCUUCCGUCAUAUGCUGCCGGGUCUCACCAAAACAGAAAGCAUUGGUAACUCGGUUGGUGAAAGAAGGUACAGGUAAAACCACUUUGGCAAUAGGUGAUGGUGCAAAUGAUGUGGGCAUGAUUCAAGAGGCUGACAUUGGUGUUGGGAUUAGCGGGGUGGAAGGAAUGCAGGCUGUAAUGGCUAGUGAUUUCUCCAUUUCGCAAUUUCGUUUCCUUGAACGGCUUCUUGUUGUCCAUGGCCACUGGUGCUAUAAGAGGAUAGCUCAGAUGAUAUGUUACUUCUUCUAUAAGAACAUAGCCUUUGGCCUCACAAUUUUCUAUUUUGAGGCAUAUACUGGCUUCUCUGGUCAAUCAGUGUAUGAUGACUGGUACAUGCUACUAUUCAAUGUCAUUCUAACCUCUUUGCCGGUGAUAUCAUUGGGAGUCUUUGAACAAGAUGUUUCUUCAGAAGUUUGCUUACAGUUUCCAGCACUGUACCAGCAAGGGCCAAGGAACCUUUUCUUUGAUUGGUAUAGGAUUUUUGGUUGGAUGGGCAAUGGUCUCUACUCAUCCAUCGCGAUAUAUUUCCUUAACAUUCACAUUUUCUACAAUCAGGCAUUCCGUGCGGAGGGUCAGACAGCUGACAUGGCUGCUGUUGGAACGGCCAUGUUCACCUGCAUUAUUUGGGCUGUGAACUUGCAAAUUGCCCUAACAAUGAGCCACUUCACAUGGAUCCAACACCUCUUUGUGUGGGGUAGCGUUGCGACAUGGUACCUCUUUCUGGUCGCCUAUGGAAUGUCAUCAUCGCUGAUCUCUGGAAAUGGCUACCAGAUACUUUUGGAAGCCCUUGGCCCCGCCCCCAUGUAUUGGGCUGCAACACUUCUGGUCACUCUUGCCUGCAAUAUUCCCUAUCUGGCACACAUCUCCUUUCAGAGAGCUAUAAAUCCACUCGAUCACCAUGUGAUCCAGGAGAUCAAAUACUUUAAGAAGGAUGUAGAGGACCAACAUAUGUGGAAGAGGGAGAGAUCCAAAGCGAGGCAGAAGACUGAUAUUGGUUUUUCAGCAAGAGUGGAUGCCAAGAUCAGGCAGCUGAGAGAGAAGUUUCAGAGGAAAGUCUCAUCAUUGAGCAUCCAAACUCAGUCAUAACAUAUGACGAGACAUAGUCGGUAGAAUUUGUUCUGCUUUGCAACAUUUUGCCUCUUGAUUUUUCUUCUCCACUAAUUCAAUCUGACCAUGUUCUCCAAGUAGAUGAUUCAUAGGCUAGCUUCUGGAUCACAUCGAUAUCCGUAUCGAGUCUAAUACCUCUAUGGAAAUAAUCGAGGUAUGUACAUAUAGCUACAAUUUUGUUUCAUUCUGGUUCUUAGUGAAAGGCGUAUGUUUGUAAAGCGACUGCAUAAACUCUGUUCCUGAGGAACUAAUCUCUUAUCAAUUUUCUUUGUGACAAAGUAGGCAUGGUUGUUGUCUGCAUUAAGUCAAAUUAACAUGUUCCAUCUGCGUUUUGUUCUUCUUGAUGUAUGAACUCCUCUUAUUUGGAAGAUGGCUAUUGUAGUUGAUCCUUA